UUUCGUUCAAUUACAUAAUCAAAAUAAAAUGACGAUUAAUAUUUUUCACAUUUUACUUUUGUCUUGUAUACAUUUGUCGACUACAACAACUUCUGUGCCUUACAAGACGAUGUUGGGGGGAUACCGAAUCCCCGUUUUGGGAUACGGAACUUUUACAGUAAUGAAUGAAACUGAGUUAACGAUAGCUCUAAAUGAAGCACUAAAACUUGGCUAUCGACACAUCGAUACGGCUCAAAUAUAUGGAAACGAAUACAUAAUUGGAAAUGUUUUAUCCGAAUGGUUAACAUCAGGAAAAUUGAAACGUGAAGACCUCUUCGUUACAACAAAACUUCAUGUAAUAAAUGCCUUUCCGGAUAAAGUAGAACAAGCGGUUAAUAAAUCUUUAACUGAUCUAAAAUUGGAUUAUAUAGACUUAUUAUUAAUCCACUGUCCCAUAGCCUUUAAUUUAGAUAGUAAGGGUGGACUUAUAGCGGCUCCUACUGAUCACGUUGGCGUUUGGAAGAAAAUGGAAGAACAAGUAGAUGCUGGUCUGGUUAAAAGCAUUGGACUUUCUAAUUUCAAUAUGAGUCAAAUAGAUAGAAUUAUAGCUGCAGCUCGAAUCCCACCUGUAAAUCUACAGAUUGAAGUACACCCAUAUUUUCAGCAAAAAGAGUUGCGGGAGUACUGUCGUCAGCACAAUAUACUAGUUGUUGCGUAUUCCUCUUUGGGAUCACCAGGACUUCCGAAAUUUUUCAAAAAUGUUGGUUAUAAAAACACUACUGUACCGAAUAUUUUAGCUGAUCCAGAAAUUGCUAGAAUAUCAAAAAAACACAACAAGACACCUGCUCAAGUAAUUCUAAGGUUCAUUAUUCAACUCGAUCUUGUUGCCAUACCCAAAAGUACGAACGCCAAAAGAAUCAAAGAAAACAUCGAAAUAUUCGAUUUUGAAUUGGAUAAUCAGGAUAUGAAGGAUAUGGAAAGACUUGAAAAAGGAAUUAAAACGAAAGUAAUUGAUUUACUAUUUUUAGGACCAAAUGUAGAAAAACACGCGGAAUACCCUUUUACAGAGCUGUUUCAAUAGAAACAAGUCCACGGAAACAAAUUAAGAAUUUACACCGCUUUUUAUUAAUCAUAUAAAUACAAUUUUUAUUUCUA
Messenger RNA from Diorhabda carinulata, 1134 nucleotides. Its product is annotated as 1,5-anhydro-D-fructose reductase-like. The record is from RefSeq and is a predicted model, not a curated record. Gene Ontology annotation, molecular function: oxidoreductase activity. Bases 29 to 1060 code for a protein of 343 amino acids. Lineage: Eukaryota; Metazoa; Arthropoda; Insecta; Coleoptera; Chrysomelidae. The transcript has 5 exons.